This is a messenger RNA of Lytechinus variegatus (green sea urchin), 7931 nucleotides long. RefSeq names its product protein polybromo-1-like (gene pbrm1). The record is from RefSeq and is a predicted model, not a curated record. Gene Ontology annotation, biological process: chromatin remodeling. Gene Ontology annotation, molecular function: protein binding; chromatin binding. The transcript has 37 exons. The coding region runs from base 105 to 5924 and encodes 1939 amino acids. Lineage: Eukaryota; Metazoa; Echinodermata; Echinoidea; Temnopleuroida; Toxopneustidae. Gene Ontology annotation, cellular component: RSC-type complex.
CUCCGCGGUUCGCCCUCUGCGUUCACAGUCUGUAUUUUUCUUUGUUUGAUGAAAAGCUGAGGCAAAACUUGAUAGAGAGAGAAGAAGAAUAUAUCUUAAGAAGUAUGUCAAAGCGACGAAGGUCAACCACUACUGAUGUUAAAGAUGAUGAUGAUCUCCACACUUCUCCAACGUCUGUUGCUAUCAAAAGAAGAAAGAGGUCCGUCAAUGUCAAUGAUGCUGGUGAAGUUAUUCAGGAGUUAUAUGACAUCAUCAGAAACUACAAGAAUGAAGAUGGUAGAGUUAUAUGUGAAGCUCUUAUCAGAAUUCCCAAAAGGAGGACUACACCAGAAUAUUAUGAAGUGGUUUCUAACCCCAUUGAUAUGCUGAAGAUUCAGCAGCGUAUGAAAACAGAAGAAUACGACACAGUGGAUGACAUGGCGGCUGAUGUGGAGCUCAUGGUUAACAAUGCACAGGCUUACUAUGAGAAAACUUCCAAGGAGCACAAAGAUGCUGUAGAGCUGUGGACAGUGUUUUUACAAUCUCGUAGAGAACUGUUGGAUGGUCCUGAUCCUAAAGAAGCUUCAGCACCAAACAAUGAGGACAAUCAGCUGCAUCGUCUGAGUGUAUGUGUUGAGUCCCAUGGCUCCUACAGACAGAUGGAGCCCCAGAAAUCACCCAUAGUCCUCUUAAAGAAACAGGACUAUCCCCACAUACCAGCAUUUCAGCUGGCUGGUAUGAGUAGUAACUAUGUCAUACAGGAAGAAGCAAGAACCAGUGAGAUGGGUGAUGAUGCAGCAAUAGAAGAGGAGAAUAGUGGAGGACAAGUAGAAGAAAGUGGGUAUAUCAUAGAUGAUCCAAAUGAUCCAUGUGAAAUCCUCUUCAGUGCUGUGAUGGGUCAUAGAGAUGUCACAGGGCGUAUCGUUAGUUUGAUGUUCCGCAAGUUACCAAGACAACAAGAAUUUCCUGCCUAUUAUGAGAUCAUUGAUAAUCCUAUUGAUCUCUGUGAUAUUGCUAUCAAGAUUAAGAACAAGAAAUAUGACCGUCUUGCCGAUUUAGACAAGGAUCUUUCUCUGAUGGUGAAGAAUGCCAAACAGUUCAAUGAACCUGGCUCUCAGAUCUACAAAGAUGCUGUCACACUCAGGAAAGUCAUGACUUCUAAGAAAUCAGAGUUAGAGAGACAGAGUAGAGAAGGGAUUAAUCAAAAACAGAGACGACCAUCGGCCCAUGGUCAAUCUGCCAUUACUGAAGCUCUAAAUCUUGCUGGUUACUCUGGAGUAGACAACAAACAUCCAGGCCUUAGUUUAGCCCCUCCCCUUCCUCCUCCAGCCCAUCCCCUCUCUGUCUCUACGGCCACCUCAGUUGUUAAAAGCUCUGAUGUCCCUUCAUCCACCGAUGGUGAUGAUAAUGACGAUGAUGAUGAGGGUUUCUCAGCAGACAGUCUGGACCCUCGCCAUGUGCUCUUUAAUUUUGUGCUGAAUUUCCGCAACAAUCUAGGACAGCUGCUUUCUGAGCCUUUCAUGAGAUUACCAAACAGUCGGAUCUAUCCAGACUACUACAGAGAGAUAAAGAAACCCAUUGCACUCACUAAAAUCAGAUCAAAACUCAAGAACAACAAAUACAAGGGUCUAGACGACUUAGUAACUGACAUGGAACUGAUGUUUCAGAAUGCCUACCAUUACAACAUGCCCUCCUCCCAGCUGUACAAAGAUGCAGAGAAGUUACAUAAAGCCAUGCAGCAUAAGAAGAGAGAGGUUGAAAAGGGAGACGGUAUGAAAGCAUCACCUCUACCACUACCUCAAGAAGAAGAGGUCCCGUCAACAUCACCUAUCUUGAAGAAGGAACAUGAAAGUGAAGAUGAAGGGAGUGAAAAGGGUGGAAGAAGACGAAGAAGUGGAGUACCACUCUGGAAGACUAGACGUUCUGAUGUGGACUCGACUCAGAAACCCAAGAUGAUGGCUCUGUAUCAAACCCUAGUACUAUACAAGGAGGAAUCAGGACGUAGUCCCAUUGCCCUAUUUAUGGAGAAGCCUUCUAAGAAGGAGUAUCCAGACUAUUAUCACAUCAUCACGGAACCAAUUGACAUGAAGACUAUCGAAAGCAACAUCAAAAAUGACAAGUACCAAACUGAGGAAGCUUUGAUGAAGGACUUUGCCUUGAUGUUUGAAAAUGCCCGUCAUUACAACGAGGAAGGCUCUAUGGUCUAUGAGGAUGCUAAUCUAUUGGAAGCACUUCUGAAAGACAAGUGUAAUGAAAUUGGUCUGUCUUCAGGGCCAGUUGACGGUGGUCGUGGUACACCUAAAUCAAUUGGUCAGAAGAGGACUCCAGUCAAACGAUCUCCCGCCAAGACAUUGAGUCCUCUAGCUCAAAAACUGAAUGAGCUUUUUAAUGCUAUCAAGAACUACACUGACCAACAUGGAAGAGAGUUAUCACCUCCAUUUAUUAGACUCCCAUCUAAAAAUGAAUAUCCAGAAUACUAUCAGGUGAUCAAGCGGCCUAUGGACAUGCAACGUAUUCAACAGAAGAUAAUAUCUAGAGGGUAUGAGCAACUAGAAGAUAUGGUCAAUGAUUUCCUUCUUAUGUUUGACAAUGCAUGCAAGUUCAAUGAACCAGACUCACUCAUAUACAAGGAUGCCUUGACCCUUCAGCGUAUCCUCCUCCAAACCAAGACAGAACUGAUGGGAGAUGAGACCUCUGGAGUCCCUGAUAUACAGGGAUUAGUCAGAGAGAUUCUUACCAGUCUCUUUGUAUCAGUAGCCAAUCAUCAGGAUGAGGAAGGGCGUUGCUAUAGCGACUCAUUAGCUGAGAUACCAGUUGAUAAGGAUGUCACUGUGGAUGAUCCAAACCUACAAAAGAAACCUCUUGAUCUCGAUACUAUUCGUCGUUACCUUGAUCGUGGUUGCUAUCGACGACUGGAUUGCUUCCAAGAUCACAUUUUCUUUGUUCUUGAAAGGGCUAGACAACUCAGCAGAACUGACUCACAGGUAUAUGAAGACUCAAUAGAGCUGCAGCGUUUCUUCAUCCAAAUUCGAGAUGAAAUUUGUAAGAAUGGAGAAAUUCUUCUGUCUCCUGCUCUUAGUUACACCCAUCGUCAUCUACAGAAUGCAUUGGAUAUACAGAAGAAAGAAAAGAUACCAAAGGAGAUGAAAGAGGAUAGUGAGAAGAAAGAAGAUGAGGAAUCGAAGAAGGACUCAAGUAUGGAAGAACAUCAGGAAGUCAAACCAGGAGAUAAACAAGAUAAUGAGAAUGAUGAUGGCCUGGUUGUGAAUGGAGUCACAUACAGAGUUGGUGAUUUUGUCUAUGUUGAACCCAGUGAGAAACAACUAAAGAAUCAUAUAGUAUGUAUUGAGAAGCUCUGGAGAGAUGCUGAUGGUGAGACAUGGCUUCAUGGAAACUGGUUCCUUAGACCAAAUGAAACAUUCCAUCUUGCAACAAGGAAGUUUCUUGAAAUGGAAGUCUUCAAGAGUGAUUACUACAACAAAGUCAAGAUUUCCCAACAUGUGCUUGGAAAAUGCUAUGUGAUGUUUGUCCGGGAUUAUUUCAAGCAUAAACCAGAAGGCUUUGAAGAAGAAGAUGUGUUUGUUUGUGAGUCACGCUACUCAGCCAAGGCAAAGGCUUUCAAGAAAAUCAAGAUCUGGGCAGUACCUACAAGCUCAACUAAGAUCAUCAACCGUGAUGAACCUUUGUCUAAAGUGAGAGUAGAAUCAGUGUUUGCUGGAUCACCACCAGAUAAAUCUCAUGAUGCGUUUGGUUCAUCUAUAAACUUACCAGCAUUUGACAAGGAGAGAGAAGAUGUUCUACAGGAAGGAGCUGGUGAUGGAGGUUUGGUAUACUAUGAACAGAUCUGUUGGAAUGGAGUAUGGUAUAAACUAGGUGAUGCUGUCUAUAUCAAGACUAUCAAAGGAAGACCACAUAUCUGCAGGAUGGAUAAAAUAUGGAAGAUCGCAAGUGGUGAGACCUUCUUCUUUGGACCUGUAUUCAUCCAUCCAUCUGAGACUGUUCACCCUCCUACCAAGAUGUUUUAUCAGAAUGAAGUAUUCCUUAGCUGUGUGGAGGAGUCCUAUGGUAUGAUUCAUAUCCUUGGAAAAUGUUCCCUUAUGCUCUUCAAGGAUUACAUCUCAGGUCGGCCAACUGAGUUUGCUGAAAAGCAUAUCUACGUGUGUGAAUCCCAGUACAAAGAUGUGGAUCAUUCUACACGGAAGGUGAAGGGUCUGAAGAGACAUAAUGUCUCCAACAAAGUGAUUGAUGAUGAGAUCUACUUCUUCAAGAAACCCAUCACUCCCGUCAAAGAGCCAUCUCCCCUCUUACGGGAGCAGGUAGAAGAGGAGGAAGAAGAGGAAGAGGAAGAAGACGCAGAAGAGAUGGAGAGUGAAGAGAAGGAAGAGGAAGAGAUGGAGAUUGGUUUAGAGCUGGGUGAUGAUGAUUCUCAGAAAGCUGAAGAAGAAUUGAUUAGGAUGGCAGAACAGUUUGGUGAUAUAGAUGAUUCAGCUUCAGUAGCAUCUAGUAUAUCAACACCAAAGAGCAGCAAAAAGAAAGACGAUUCAAAGAUGGUGAGAAAUCCAAGUGCUUUCAUUCUAUUUGCUAGUGAGAAUAGAGCAGCUUGUAGGAAGAAUAAUCCAGAGAUGACAUUUGGAGACAUCAGCAGAAGCAUUGGCCAAGAUUGGCGUAAUCUAUCUAAGAAGGAGAAGCAACGAUUUGAGAGCAUGGCCGCCCACAUUGCAGCCACCAGACCUCCAAAGAUGAGGGAAGAGAAGAAGAGUAAAGACAAGGAUUCAGCUAAUAAAGAAGGUGGAAAUGCAGAACAGGUUGGAAUCCAGGUUUAUGAGUGUUGCUGGGAUGGAUGUGACUUCAUGUUUGAAGAAAUGGAUGAUCUGGUAAACCAUGUUGUUGAGAGCAGUGGACAUCUUAGAUCUUCUAGCACUACAGUUGAAGUUGAAGUUGGUGAAGGACAGACCAAACGUGAAACUCAUUUCCUGUGCUGUUGGAAGAGUUGCACACGUUUCAAGAAAAAUCAGCCAUUCCCAGUGUAUUCUCGUCUUGUAAGGCAUUGUAAAGAAGUUCAUAUGAAGCAUGCAGCUAGAUUUGUACUUCCUCAUCAACUUUCAAGGAACUAUCACUCCCAUGCUGCUCUUCAUGGUCCUAAUGCUCCACGUCCAUCUACUCCAGGCACUAGUGCAGUCAUGGGUGUGGUUGGACCACCUACUCCUGUUGGCAUGGCAACUCAACAGAUCAACCAAUCAUAUGGAGGCGGCUAUGGUAUGCAAGGUGAUAUGUAUAAUGGGGGUAUGCCAGCACCCCCUAGUGGACCUCAUGGGUCACCAUAUCAUCAAGGCAUGCCACCCUACCAACCAGGCAUGCACCCCCAAGGCCAGCCGUAUACUCCUACGUCUGGCAUGCAUCCCCCUCCUACCCCUCAUAUGGGCAUGUUACCCCCUCAUCAGCAAACACCGGGCAUGAUGCAACCCCCAUAUGGUAUGCCAAGGGGUCAGGCUAUGAGCCCUCAUGCUGGGGCACACAGCCCAGCUCAUUAUCAAGGUGGUGUACCCCCUGGUCAGCAGAGUAUGGCAGCUCAGUACCCCCCAAUGGCACCUCCUCAACCAAUGUUUGUACCCGCCCCACCAAAGACACAAAGACUACUCCAUUCAGAGGCUUAUAUCAAAUAUAUAGAGGGACUAAAUAACAGGACUGAUACAAUCAGUGAUUGGAAGCAUAGCCUCAGCGCUACCAAGGAAACGGUACCAUUGUCUGACAAUCAGAAACAACGUCUACCACGUCAUUGGUUUGCACAGGGAGUGUUAGGAGAUGAUGAUGAUAUUACCAAUGCUCUGUGGAAGAUGAGAGACAUCAUGCAGAAUGACUUCUUACAGGUGUCAAAGGCAUUCCAAUUUGAAACCCCUGGAAUUCGGAACAGCCCUCCUAUAGAGAAUGCCAGUUUGGAUGUAUAAAUGUCAAGAAUGAAUGCCACAAUUCAUUGUGAAUAAGCUGCUGCAAAAUUAUUCUUGUUGCCUUCUAUUUAUUGCUUCAAACCUUAAUAUUUCCAGGUGGCAAUUUACAUGAGAAGAGUCAUGUGCAUUUGUACAUAAUGGCCUGUCUAUAUUUCAUACUCUACUCUUCUAGUGUUAGCGAUGUUUAAUUAUUACAUUACUUUGAAAUUUAGAAUGGUCCUAAAUCUUUACCAAUCCGAUUGAUCAGAAUAUAUACAAUUCAUCAACAUUUAGGCAUUUGAUUAUACAUACGACAUGAAUUUGUUUCUAAUCUGUAAUAUAUGUUGUGAACUGGAUUUUGGCUAAAAUGUAAUGACUUGGUGCUAUGCUGUCAAGAAUUUAAAGCUUCUGUUGUAAUUGCUGGUAUUCAAACUAAAUGGACAAAAUAGCAGUUGUGUAGAAGGUUGUAGCAAUGUUGCUAAUCAUAUGGAUAUUUUGUCAAGUGUUGAACAGUUUUGAAAAGUAGAAUUAGAAUAUUAUGUGAUAAAUACGGAGUUGAUGAUGAUUCAAAGAUAUUUCACAUAAAAAUAUUGAAUUGCAAAUUUUUAUUUUAUUUUCAAGUCAAUGAAUUGUAGGGCAGUGGGGGAAUCUGUCAAGUUCAAUAAAAAUUCUAGAAGAGAUAUGUAAAGAUAGGGAGACAAAGAGGAAGCUAUGAGUUCAAGAAUAUGUGGGUUGGCUGAAAAUGUUCUUAUGUCACAAUUUAUUAAGGAGAAAGGAUGAUAGAUCACUAGAAAAAUACUAUCUCAUCUGCGUGAUAGAAUUAUGAUUUAUUAGUGAAAACCAAACAUUUUGAUCUAACCUGUGAUGAACUGAUUUAAGCUUGUGAGAUUAGAGAGAUUAAUUCUGAAUAUUAAGCUUGGUUUAGAAAUCCAUCAAGGUAUGCCAGAUAUAAAUUUAACCUUAGCUGAGGAGAGAGACAUGCUUAGAUAAUGAUCAGUUAACAUUCUAUUUCAAUUUGAAAGAAUCAAAACGAUAUGAAGGGAUCAAACUGCCUUCUUCCCCCAAAGGGAGAUGAAAUCAGCGUCCUAGAUCUCAUACCAAAACGUCAGGCAGGAGGAAACCUACACAAGGAAUGUGAAAUCUACUUUCUGACAUGUGUUUGUGAAAUAUUAUUGAAACCACAUCCUUACCAGAAAUAGACACUGAGAUCACAAUUUCCUGAAAUUAACCAGAAAUAGAAAUGCUCACCUGCUUUUGAGACAUUCCAGGGAAAUAUGUUGAUGUUGAUUUCUGUUAUCUUGCUGGAGAAAGAUUUCCUUGUACAGGAUGAAUUAACAAUAAUUUCUGUUAUUUGUGCAUGUAUUUGUGUAAGUGAAUUUUUCUAUACAAUUUAUUUUUUCUUUUAUAAAAUUAAUAAGUUCCUCAAGUACGUCCAAGUUCGUUUGGGUUUUUGCUGUCAGUUUUCUUGUCUUUAUUGUGUUUGUUUCUUGUAAAGCAUGUCUCACUCAGCUUUUGUGUAACCUACUUUAGAUAUCAUUUGUAAAUCUUACUCCUGAUUACAGACUCUGUCAUGAGUAAGCAUAAAUUUAUGAAUGACUAAUUGUAAUUUCCAUUUUGGAUGAUGGUAAUAUGACUGCAAUUAGAAAUAUGUAUAAAUGUAUUCAUUAAUGAAAUGAGCUCAUUCACAUUUCCUAUUAAAUAAUUUAAAAGUCAUUUGAAGUAUUUACAAAAAGUAUUUUGUUGUAGGAUUGUACUUAUCUUUUUCAUUGCCUCUAGAAAACUUUCUCCAUUCCUCGAAUAUGGUAAUUAAAGGUCCAUCUAUACUUCUGUCUUGACUUGUAAUAUAAAUGUUUCCCAUGUUCCCAGUCUUUGUUAUAACCAAAGAACAAUUACUGUAUUUGGUGCAUUGGAUUGUUAUGCUGAUGUAUGUCUUGUUAAAUUAGUGGUUAUGUAUGUGGUUAGAUGUACAUGGGGUUACUAGGGAAGGGUACAUUUGGAAGAAAUGAAAUAAAUAUGAUGUGAAUCAUA